Molecule: messenger RNA, 714 nt
Organism: Bactrocera dorsalis (oriental fruit fly)
Lineage: Eukaryota; Metazoa; Arthropoda; Insecta; Diptera; Tephritidae
Exons: 2
Coding region: 105-698 (197 amino acids)
Source: RefSeq, a predicted model, not a curated record
AAUAAAUUGCAUAAAAGUGCUUUCGAAAUUGUAUUCGAACUUAAAUCGACGGAGAGUACACAUCAUUAGAAGAUAUUAGUGCGGUCCAGUACCUUCUAAAUCAAAUGGCUGGGCUGUCUAUCCACAAGUUUUGCGCAGCGUUUUUGCUGGUGAUCGGAGUUGUCUGCACCAAUGCCGGUUACACUGGAAAACCGGAAAUAGACAUGGAAAUAUGGACUUCACGCAAUAAAUUGUUGGACUCCAUGUUUGAAGAUUCGGUGAAUUUAACCGGAUAUGCUUUUGCAUGGAGUGAGGAAGUUUGUCAGAAGCUACUCAACGAGGAUAUAUUGCAGAAUAAAACAAGCGUAGAACCAGACGAUCGCGAAAUGUAUCUGAAUAUUUGUGUUAGGCGCACCGUGGAUCGUUUAGAGCCCACGGUAAGUCGUCGUGGCGAUCACCCAGAUGAAGUCCGAUUGCGCAAAUAUGGAUUUGAGGAUUUUCGAAAAGUUAUGGAUCAAAAAAAUGAACACUUCUUCGAAGAGAUGGUCCAGCGUAUGGAUGACUAUGUAAAGAGUUUGACGCCAGAGCAGCAAGGCAAAGAGACGGCGCGAAAUUUGAAGGGGUGGUCGGGCAAAAUUAAGAAUGCUCCGACUUUGGCCGGGAAAGUAAUGGCGUUUAGAAAAUGUAUGCGAUUUUAUUAUUUUGAGAGGGGUGUUUAAUAUAUCUGUUUAAAAU